Molecule: messenger RNA, 735 nt
Organism: Aspergillus pseudotamarii
Lineage: Eukaryota; Fungi; Ascomycota; Eurotiomycetes; Eurotiales; Aspergillaceae
Product: phosphoenolpyruvate phosphomutase-domain-containing protein
Exons: 1
Coding region: 1-735 (244 amino acids)
Molecular function (GO): catalytic activity
Source: RefSeq, a predicted model, not a curated record
AUGCACAUGUCAGACUCGAACAACAAUAUUGUGCAAGAUGGGUGCCGUCCGCUCUGCGCUGCGUUCGACGCAGAUAGUGGUAGCAAUGUCGAGGAGAUUCCGCAAUCGAAGUCGUGUCUACUGUCCCUGGGCAUCUCCAUGGUGAUAAUUGAAGACAAGAGCUUGACGUCGCGGGGUCAGAAGGUCAACUCUCUUGCUGGCACCUCCCACUCUCAGGGCCAGGCUAAUAUGUACGAGAUUGUCAGGAUCCUUCAAGCAUUCAGAGCCGCCACUAGAGACAGUGAGAUCAUGAUUACUGCAUGGGUCGAGAGCUUCACCAACCGCACGCCGGAGGAGAACGAAGCCAAAGAAUUAACGUCGGUCCAACUGGCCCUCAAAGAUGCGCUGGCGCGUGCGGAACUCUACAAGAGCCGCGGAGCGGAUGCUAUUAUGAUCUACAGCAAAGUGAAACUUCGCUCAAGGUCUUGUCAUUUCUCAAUCAGUUCCCCCCUGGUUGUGAUACCAACCACCUACGGCUCUAUUACAGACCAGGAGUUGCGUCAGGCCGGGGCAAAUAUCAUCAUUUAUGCGAAUCAUUUAAUGAGGGUGAAGAUUACCGCAGCUAAUGCUAUGUCGACCUUCUUGCUGGCCACGAGGCAGCCGGGGUUCUCGUUUGGGAACAAGUCUUGGGACCGUGGCCUUCAAUUUCGAAAAUUCGGGUACUCUACCAUGGAAUAUUUGUGUGGAAUUCAAUGA